GCGCAGUGUUUGUAUCCAGAUUACCGCCUCCACACUUAUCAACAUGUCAACUGCGAUUGUAAUAAAUCAAAACGAAGAACGGAAAGAUGUUGGCUCCAUCAUCGUCACGACAGAAUCUGAGACUGAUGUAGAUCAGGUACACUCUGAGAAAGAUCCAUUUUUGGAGUGGUCAUUGACUAUGGAUCCAGAAAAGAUCCUCAACUCGAACAUCAUUCGAACAUCUUCCUUCGACUACAAAGGUCUUCCUCGACCAAUUUUAAUUAAGGAAGACACGACUGGUGGUUGUGGAGGGAAAACAUGGGAAGCCGCAGAUGUUAGCUGCAACUAUCUCAUAUGGAAAUACGAGAGCAGUAAUGGUAAUGCCUUUAAAGGAAAAACUAUCCUCGAACUUGGAAGCGGUACUGGCCUAGUGGGCUUGGUAUUAGGAGCAAUGUGCAAUCCUUUGGAUGCAAACGAGAUUGUAAUCACGGACCAGAUUCCAAUGCUCUCACUUAUGGAGGCCAACAUUAACAUCAAUGACCUCGGCAGGAUUGUGAAGGCGAAUGUUCUUGACUGGGGAGUAGAACUGCCUCAUUGGCUUACUAAGACACCGGACAUCAUAAUAGCUUCGGACUGCGUAUAUCUCGAGAUCGCAUUUCAGCCUCUUAUUGAUUCGCUAUUGCUGUUAUCUAACGAAAAGACUGAAAUAUACUUGUGCUACAAACGAAGGAGAAAAGCUGACAAACGCUUCUUUACACUGGCGAGGAAAAAGUUUACCAUAACUGAGGUGACAGAAGAUCCACACCGCCCAGGAUACGAACGAAAGGGUUUACAUCUUUAUUUGAUGAAGCGCAAACUAUGAACAUUUCACCUCUCGAUAUCAUCCUGGUUAGACACUGGCCAACAAUCAGUACCAUAUACCUUUUAGACACUCGUCUCACAUAAACAGCAUGUGAGCUGUCUUCGUAAAGAUACAGUAGAACGGCGCACCAUCAAAAGCAUUUCCUGCCCAUUACACCCAUAAAAUGAUAUUGUAUAAAAAUCAAAAUAAAAAAUUUGGAUCGCCUACGUGCUUUGGAAGCU
Messenger RNA from Umbelopsis ramanniana AG, 1062 nucleotides. RefSeq lists its product as uncharacterized. NCBI's taxonomy places the organism in Eukaryota, Fungi, Mucoromycota, Umbelopsidomycetes, Umbelopsidales, Umbelopsidaceae. The record is from RefSeq and is a predicted model, not a curated record. The transcript is spliced from 4 exons. Bases 44 to 841 code for a protein of 265 amino acids.